Messenger RNA from Drosophila hydei, 1602 nucleotides. RefSeq lists its product as uncharacterized. The coding region runs from base 1 to 1602 and encodes 533 amino acids. NCBI's taxonomy places the organism in Eukaryota, Metazoa, Arthropoda, Insecta, Diptera, Drosophilidae. The transcript has a single exon. The record is from RefSeq and is a predicted model, not a curated record.
AUGGAAAAUAGCUACGAGGAUGCAUUGGAGUUACAACUGGAGACGCCCAAAAUGCAGAUUCAGCUAUCGAAUAACAGCUUAGCUGACUUUCGAAUUCUUGGAAGAUUUACUGAAAAUACAUUAAUUGUAGUCUAUAUACAGACCUAUCCACUGGACGCUCUAGUGGCGGACUUCUUGCCACGCCUUUUGUGGCUGCUACAUGAGCUUCACAUUGUUUUUAUAACUAAAGAAGAUCCCCGCAUCUGGCAAAAUGACCUCUACAGCUACUGCUUUCAGAAUGGGUUUAUUAAUGUCCUACUCAUUCAACAACUGCACCAGGAAUUGGCGCUUCAUAGCUACAAUCCAUAUCCUACAAUUCGAGCAUUGCGAUUGCCGCUGCUUGAGGAUUACCUGAAUAGGUGGCGCCAGCUGCAGAAUCUCCAACAAUAUCCGAUUCGGACAAUUUUAUUCACGGUCGAGCCUCGUAUUUUUCAAUACGUAAAUCGCAAAGGAAAGCUUGUGUAUGGCGGCUAUAUGUAUAACGCGCUUAAGGAGUUUACACACCGGCACAAUUUAACGAUUGAAAUAGUAACGAAAGUUACCAAUGAAAUCUUAUACAUAACUGCUACUACUUUGUUGGCAAACCACAGCGUUGACAUUAUUUGUUAUGUCAAAGACCCACAGUUGAACCAAACAGCGACUGCACCUGUCCAUCUGAAUCCGUUUUACAUAGCAGUGCCCUAUGCCCAGCCAAUUGCGAGAUACUUGUACUUUGCGCGCCCUUUCACUUGGAGUCUAUGGAUCGGAGUAAUUGUAACCAUUGUCUACGGCAUGCUGAUGCUUUAUGCUAGUAAUGGAAAUAGAGGCUCCGAAAUUGGAAAACACUUCCUAAGCAGCUGGUGCAAUUUGCUGUUUAUCGCGCAGCCAAUGAUCAGCUUCGCCAACUGGCAACAGGUUGUGAUCCAUUUUAUACUGUUGCUGAGUGGAUUUAUAUUGACAAAUUUUUACCUGGCACUGCUUUCAAGCAUGCUAACAUCGGGUCUGUUCGAGCCGCAAUACAAUACUCUACAGGAUUUGGCACGUUCUCCCUACCCAAUGCUCCUAGAUAAGUACUACGCUGAUUAUAUCAAGCUGUCAAUUUUCUUGCCAGAAAUCGUCAGACGCCGCAUAAUCGUAGUUGAACCGCAGAUUCUGGAAUCCACACGCAUAUCUCUGAACACAAGCUAUAUGUAUACUGGAUAUAGCGAUCGCUUGGAUGGUAUUCUAUUCCAGCAGCACCUGCUGAAAGUACCGCUCUUCAAGAUGACAUCACAGAGUCUUAUGGAUGGCUUUAUGUCCUUUCCAGUGGUCGACGGACUGCCCUACCUAAAUAUGUUGAAUGCCUAUCUGAGACGGAUUUUUGAGUACGGCAUAUUAACAAAGAUGAGGAUCGAUGCAUGGCUCGAGUUACUCGAAGGUGGUAUAACGAAAUUUAUUGCGAGUGACAGGAUUGAGCAGAAGCCAUACGAUUUGGAAUUUUAUUACAAUGCGUUUGCGUUGUGGAGUGCGGGCUUGGUGUUGGCCACACUCUGCUUCCUGCUGGAGUUCGUGAGGAGUCGCAUGACUAAUCAAUUUCAAUUGUAA